AUGGGCAAGCCACAUGUUCUAGCUGUACCUUCCCCAGCACAAGGCCAUGUAAUUCCUCUGAUGGAGCUUGCCCAGCGCUUAAUCACAGCCGGUUUCAGUGUCACGUUUGUAGACACCGAGUUUGACCACAGACGGGUGACUAAUGCAUUCUCGGAGAAAAAGAGCAUAGGGGAUGAGAUACAUCUGGUUUCAAUCCCGGAUGGGUUGGCGUCCUGGGAGGACAAAAAUGACUUGGGGAAGCUAUGGGAAGCAACCUUUCGAGUCAUGCCUGCAAAGCUUGAGGAGCUCAUAGUCAAGAUUAAUGAAUCAGAUGGUGAUGAGAGUAUGGGUUGGGCCCUGGAAGUUGCCGAGAAGUUGCGAAUCAGGCGAGCAGCCUUCUGGCCUGCAGCAGCAGCGAUGUUGGCCUUGGAAUUCAGCAUCCCCAAGCUAAUUGAUGACAGAAUCAUAAACAAUGAAGGAUAUUAUAUUGGGAAACAACUAUUAAUAAGGUGA
This is a messenger RNA of Cornus florida, 492 nucleotides long. Its product is annotated as UDP-glycosyltransferase 83A1-like. The coding region runs from base 1 to 492 and encodes 163 amino acids. The record is from RefSeq and is a predicted model, not a curated record. The transcript is spliced from 2 exons. Lineage: Eukaryota; Viridiplantae; Streptophyta; Magnoliopsida; Cornales; Cornaceae.